Messenger RNA from Portunus trituberculatus (swimming crab), 4091 nucleotides. Its product is annotated as transcription factor EB-like. Lineage: Eukaryota; Metazoa; Arthropoda; Malacostraca; Decapoda; Portunidae. The transcript has 11 exons. Gene Ontology annotation, molecular function: DNA-binding transcription factor activity, RNA polymerase II-specific; RNA polymerase II cis-regulatory region sequence-specific DNA binding; protein dimerization activity. The coding region runs from base 72 to 1997 and encodes 641 amino acids. Gene Ontology annotation, biological process: regulation of transcription by RNA polymerase II. The record is from RefSeq and is a predicted model, not a curated record. Gene Ontology annotation, cellular component: nucleus.
AGCAGCAACAACAGCAACAGCAACUGCAACUGCAACAACAACAACAACAACAACAACAACAACAACAAACCAUGCUUCACAACCACCAUCACCAUCACCCCCACCCCCACCCUCAUCCCCACCAGCACCACGGGCAGCACAGCCAGGGCGCAGAACCCAUGAGCCUGGGCUGUGAUUCCUACGUGCCCCCACACUUCCCCUGCACCCACCCCUCCCCGAUGACCUCCCCCACCGCUGCCUCGACACCCCCGGUCUUGUCACGCCCCUCAACCCCCGCGUCCCGCCGCUCCUCGGGUGACCCUAUGCCGGCACCCACGCCCCAAGUGAAAAUCGAAGUUACGGGCCCUAAUGACGAAAAGAGCGGAGGUGUGGCGGGAUCCAAUGCUAAAGUGUUGGGUCUUCCUCCCCUGGCCCCACCGCCCAGCGUGAAGGCACUGCCCUCCACAUCCCGGACACAGCUGAAGCAGCAGUUGAUGCGUCAGCAGCUGCAGCAACAGCAGGAAGCCAAGGACCGGGAUGCCGCCUCACGGUCUCAGCGUGCGCGUCAGGGCGUACAGCACCAGCAGCACAUGCAACUUCAGCAGCAACAACAGAUGCAACAGCAGCAGCAACAACAACAACAGCAACAGCAACAGCAACAGCAACAGCAACAACAAACACCCCAAGCCAUCGCUAUUCCGACUUCCUCCUCUCCUGACGUGCCGCCACAAGUACUGCAGGUACAGACGCGGCUGGAGAACCCAACUUACUACCACGUGCUGCAGGCCCAGAGGCGGCAGAUGGAGCAGUACUUGUCCGGCACCACACCGCCCUCCACCUCCGGCUCCCGCUCUGCCCCACAGCCUGCCUGGCCCCACUCCGAUCCCGGAGCCGCCCACACCACGCCCGCCCAGUUCAGUGCCGUGGGCGGGUCUGGAGGGUGCGUGGCAGUGUCCGCGCCUAGGACCCUGGGUGGGGCGGCGAGGGGCCCUAUGUCCCCCACAGCACCCCCUUCCACUGCCCCGCCGUCUGUGGCCUCCCUCUCUGACGCGUCUGAGGUGAGUGACGACAUGGUGAUGGAAGGUACGCGAAACUGGCGAGUCUGGGUGGAGGACGUUAUCGACGAGAUCCUGAGCCUGGAGGAACGCUUCGAGGCUGAUACCCGCAAGACUCCCGAGCAAUUAUGCAACCCUGCCCCCGCGACCCCUAACAACAGUGUGGCCGACCCAUUAUGCAAUAUCCUGGGCCUCAACAGCUACAUGGGCAAGACCUCCACCUCCUGCCCGCCGGACGUGCCGCAGGUGAAGAGUGAGCCGGCAGUCAGCGACCAGCAACUCGUGGCCUACAUGAAGGACAGGCAGAAGAAAGACAACCACAACAUGAUUGAGCGAAGGCGAAGGUUCAACAUCAACGACCGCAUCAAGGAGCUGGCCACCCUCCUCCCAAAGAGCAAUGAACCGUACUUUGAGUUGGUACGCGAUCUUCGUCACAACAAAGGUCAGAUCCUCAAGGCCUCUGUUGACUACAUUCGCCGCCUGAAGAUGGAUGCAGAUGCCAAUAAGGAGGCAGAGGCCAAGCGGCGUGCCCUUGAACAACAGAACAGGCAGCUGCAUCUCCGGAUACAGGAGCUGGAGACCAAGCUGCGGGCUAAUGGCAUCAAGGUGGAGGAGACUAACAUUGACAAGAGUCUACUUCUCUCCACCCUUAUCAAGACUGAGGUGGUGGGCAGCAACAUGGCAGGGCUUGGGGGAGGUGGAGUGGUUGGUGAGAGUGGAGUUGGAGGUGGUGGGGGAGAGAUGAAGGAGGUGAGGUGCAGCCAGAGUCUCACCGGUUCCCUGCUUGACGAGCUGCUGGAAGACUUUACCUCUGGUGGCUUCAACCUAGAUCUGAUGGACGAUGAUGGUCCAGCCUUCACUAGUGACCCUGUUUUCUCCUCGCCACAAGUCUCCUCCCCAAACUCCUCCCACCACUCCUUUGAUGAUGCCCUCACCCCAGACUCCAUGGACAUCGUUGCGUGAUUGUUACCGAGCAUCAUAUAAAUACUGAUAUUUUUAUGUUCGAUGUGUUUUUUUUCUCUCUUUUUUUCCCGUCUUAUGUGCCUUAAUGAGGCUUUUGUUGUUUUUAGUCUAAUUUUGUUUUGUCAUUUAUACUUUGCUUCCCCACAAGAAAAUUUUAUCAUAUAUAUAUUGAAAGUUCAAAUUUGUUAUGUCCCUUCAUAACUAUAUUUUGUAGUUAUUUUUAUGAAUGUUUUAUAGUAAGUAUUUUAGAAAAUAUUGAGUUUGCAGUGAAUAAAUGCAUUAUUUGUCCUCAAAAGACUUCUUGACUUAACUUCUUACAUCCAUGUUAACUUUUUUUUUUUACAGGACUGGAUCUUAAGCAAAGUCAAGAAGGCUUUUCUCUUGAAUCGGUUUUCAUGAGUGAUAAACACAAACUACAUUGUACCUAUGAACAUGAGAGAGUAUGUUCAGGUACAUCUUCUACAGUUUGUGGAUAUAUUCUUUAGAAUAUCUGUAGAUUAACAUGGAAAGGAAUAUCUUCUUCAGAUAUUAUAGAAGGAACAAUCUCCUCCAUGUAGUACUAAGGCAUUUCACACGCAAAAAAUAUUAGGGAAAUGAAUUUUGAAAAAGUAAGUGAUGCCAGUUUUGGAAUUAGAUGUGUGUUGUGGGAUCCGCACUACCAAACUUGAUGUUGGUACCUGACAAAAUGUUAUUCGCUAAGUUGAGUGAACUUAACAUAAAAAGAUCAUGUUGGUCAUUAUUUUUUAAAGUGCAUUAACUUAAGCAUGGUCAUGUUUCAUAGCAUUCAGAAUUCUGUCACUCCUGGAUGUAUAUUAUGGCAUGCUCAUGCAUCAUGCUCAUAGUUUUUGCAGAAAAAGAAUAACUGCUGCACUAUAUUAACUGCUUCUUUAACUUUUUAUGUUCAAGUGGUUUAUCGUCAGUUAUGACAACUGGUGAACUGUGCAAAAUCAAUUACAUAUUUUAUGUUCAGUACAAUUGAUUAUGAUGUCCCACUAAGUCUUACUCUUCUCUAUUCAAGGAUAAGUAAACACAAGGACUCAUUUCUGUUCUGGAAAUUAUGGAUUAAGAAGAAUUGUAUAUAGUAUUUUUUUUCUGAUUAAUGGCCCAGAAACAUAUUGUGAGCAUACACUGGUGUUUUGUUCCUUUCAGUCCAUGAUGCUGGUGUUGAAGAUGUACAUAAUGUGUUAUGAUUAGUUGUAUUUUGAAUACUUUUGUAUGUAGACACCUUACACUGAUGUAAUUCAUAGAGAUCAACCUCUAUACUCUUCAUUCAACUUAACUACUUUCCUAUUUUCUUUUAUAUAUAUAUAUAUAUAUAUAUAUAUAUAUAUAUAUAUAUAUAUAUAUAUAUAUAUAUAUAUAUAUAUAUAUAUAUAUAUAUAUAUAUAUAUAUACAUGACUAAUUUAGAUACAAGAAGCAUGAUUUCUUUGUCCUUUAUGUUUGUACAAACUUGAGAUCAUCACUUUGGCUCCUGCCAAAAUAUUGAAUACUGUACCUUUAUCACUUGAGGUACGGGUAUACAAAUGGUGUAGUGCAGUGAAACUUAUUAAUUUGGACCUAUACUACAUUAUGUACAUUAGAGGUUUGAAAUGAUAAUUUACAGUUUACUCAUCCACAAUGGUAAAUGCAAAUGAAAAUUGUGAGUUUAAAUACCAUAUACUAUAAAUGUAGUACUGUGACUGAUGUGCUAAAGCCAUUAUGACCAUAUAUUUAAAUAUUGUAAUGUUUUCAAGGCACAUAAUUGAAUAUCUAAUGACAACACUUGAGAAUUUUAAGCUUUGUUACAAUAGGACAUUAUAUAAAGCCAAGUUUUUGCGCAGCAAGUAUGUUAUACAGUUACGUAUAAGUGUGCUCAUUAGUUGAUCGCUUUACUGUUUCUCUUGUGUUUCCUUUCAGAAAUGUAGAUCUCAAAACUCUUUGAUCAUUUGAGUAUUUUUUUUUUUUUUUUUUUUGGUAUGAGAAUAAUAUGAAGUAUUCAUGUUGCACACACACACACACACACACACACACACACACACACACACACACACACACACACACACACACACACACACACACACACACACACACACACACACACACACACACACACA